UGUUGUUGUGCCCUUCCCCUCACUGACUGAGAAUGCAUCUCUACUCCCUCACUUCUGAAAGAGUUAUCGACGGCGAACCUCACCAAGUGGGGUGCAAAAAGGGGAAGAGGAGAGUAUUGUGGAGAGGAUGUGCACAUAACCAGUCACCAGCACAGUAUUAGAAAUCGAGAAGCGGACAAGAUUCCCCUCCCCCCCUUAUCUCCAGUGCCAGCCAACGCCCUUUGGUCUCUCUAAGUGAGGCUUUGAAACCAGAAACAAGCCCCACGGAGAUGAAAGCAGCUGGAGCGAAGUUGGAACUAGUGCGUAGUCGUAGAAUACUCCCUCAGGCGUCACCUACAGCCAGACAGUCAACAGAGACCACUGAGAACAACGGCUCUGUCUCUUUAGAAAGUUCUGGACCGUAGGACUAUACUGGACCUCCCCUGAGUGUAGUCAUGCCUGUGGUUGUGAUGCUCAGCUCCUCGCUGCUGUGGUCGCGUGUGCUGGCCAUGCUGUUCUCCUGCGUGGCCUUCAGCGUGGCAAUUCAUGGCGCAAUGGUGAGGGAGCAGCCGGCAGGGGACUGGUGCCUUUUCAGCUGGGGCUUCAGCUUUGCCGGCACGGCACUGGUGCUGCUGGUGGAGCUGUGUGGCCUGCAGUCACGCGCACCCGUCUCCUGGAAAAACUUCCCCAUCACCUUCGCCUGCUAUGCUUCCCUCUUCUGCCUCUCCGCCUCUAUCAUUUUCCCCCUGUACUUCGUGAAAGGCUUCCAGACGUCCAACCAGUCCUACGACUACCGUAUCGUCUCGCUGGUCUUCUCCUGCCUGGCCACCAUCGCCUACCUGACAGAGGUGAGCAUCAGCAAGGCGCGGCCGGGCGAGUUGGCUGGCUACAUGGCCACGGUGCCUGGCCUGCUGAAGGUGUGCGAGACCUUCGUGGCCUGCAUCAUCUUCGUGUUCAUCAGCGACCCCAAUGCCUAUGAGAGCCACGCGGCUCUCAAGUGGUGUAUGGCUGUCUACUGCGUCUGCUUCAUCCUGUCGGCCGUGGUCAUCGUCCUGUGCGUGGGCGAGUGCACCGGCUGCCUGCCCUUCCCCUUCGCCCGCUUCCUGUCCGCUUACGCCUUGCUGGCGGUCGCCAUGUACCUGAGCGCCACCAUCAUCUGGCCCAUCUAUAAGUUCGACAGGAAGCACGGGGGAACCCCCACAAGGCCCAGUCAGUGCGGUUCCAAACCGGGGCUUUGCGGCUUUGACAAGCUGAUGGCUGUGGCUGUGCUCACUGGUGUAAACUUCAUACUGUACUUGGCUGAUCUGAUAUACUCUGCCAGGCUGGUGUUUGUCUCUGUUUGAGUCAAGAAAGAGAGGGAGAGAGAGAAGGGGGAGAUGAAAGGAAGAUAAUUAAAAAGAAGAAAAAGAGAGGCUUGUGACAGAUGAAGAAAAAUAGGAUGAACUCAGCAAUCACUGUUAAUCCAUGCUUUACCAUUUAUCAGUAUUUUGGUCAAAAAUCAGUUGUCGGCAAGGUUGCCCUGGCUUGUGUCAUAUUUAUCAAAGAACCACAUUGAUAAUUUCAAGAAGUGUCAAAAAAUGGAGAUAAAAAGUGCAGCUAUAAUAAAAUAUACUUGUUUUUUAUUUUUUCGAUCCAUUCAGUGUUCCCAUCCACUACCCACAUAGGACACAAUAAAACAGGAACAAAUCCAAUGAUCAAUAAUACUUUCCUGAAGGAAAUGUCCCCAUUACUGAGUACAUACACAACCACUGCUCUUAACAGUGGUUUGGGCUCAAAUGAGCCAAGUCAAGGCUGAAUCUAUUUUUUGUUAUUUCUAUGUGUGGAAGUGGUGCUUAUAUGUAUAAGUGUGUACCUCUGUUAAAGCUUCCAGUGUUCAACUGCUGUGUUAAAAUGGUGUUUUGAUGAAGUACUCCAACACAAUACAACACAUACAAUACAUUCAUAUAUCUUUUAUGACUUGAUUGUAAUUCAUUCUACAUCUCUGCAGUUAAUCUGCACAGAGUAGGAUGACUAUUUGAAAAAUACAUGACUUCCUCAGUAAUCAUGAAAGCUUGAAUUACAGUCAUCCAUAAUGUACUCCUGUUAAUUGUUUAUGCAUAUGUAAUGCUUAUUUCUUAUAUGGCAACACAUAAGAAAAAAUUAGUUCAGAGCAGAGAUUUUGCAAUGUGUUUUUAUGGUAGUUUCUGUCUCUUUGACUGUUCUGUAGCUGGAUGUGUUUUUUUAUGACUUGCUCCAGUCCCUAUGUGCCUGAAUGAGAAUAUUACUAAUGUUUGCUCAGAGACCACAGGGCUAGAAAUAUAUAAUUAGACCUUUCUCUGUGUCUCAACACAGUGCCUUUGUAAAGUUUUAAGUGUACUGCAUCAAAUGUAUGGGAGAAUUAUGGUUCACUAUGGAAUAAAUAACAUUAAUGGACAA
Messenger RNA from Clupea harengus (Atlantic herring), 2394 nucleotides. RefSeq names its product myeloid associated differentiation marker b (gene myadmb). Lineage: Eukaryota; Metazoa; Chordata; Actinopteri; Clupeiformes; Clupeidae. Gene Ontology annotation, cellular component: membrane. The record is from RefSeq and is a predicted model, not a curated record.